Microplitis demolitor is the source of this 3588-nucleotide messenger RNA. Its product is annotated as knirps-related protein. The transcript has 3 exons. Lineage: Eukaryota; Metazoa; Arthropoda; Insecta; Hymenoptera; Braconidae. The record is from RefSeq and is a predicted model, not a curated record. Gene Ontology annotation, molecular function: zinc ion binding; DNA-binding transcription factor activity; sequence-specific DNA binding. Gene Ontology annotation, biological process: regulation of DNA-templated transcription. Bases 924 to 2069 code for a protein of 381 amino acids.
UACUACGUGGUGGCAGCAGUCGACACUGCGCACACACUUGUUCGUUUAUGCGACUACACACUUAGUGAUUCUAGUAUUCUAGUGUAUUCAAGAUCGAUCGACGCACUCGCUCUUCACAACUCUACUACCUACACACACAGACGGUAUUUUUGUCGGGGCCUCAAGAGUAGAUCGAGACGAGUCACAGGCGAGUGACCCUUUACUCCGAGUGAGACCAGUGGUCAGCUAUUUAGUGUGCAGGAUCUUCUGAAUCUACUCAUAUCAUCAGUGCUCUUGUUUUUGCUCCUGCCUCGCUCGAUUAUAUUUUAUUUUCUACUCCGUAUAGUAGUAGUUUGUCAAUUAAAUCCACAAGUGUUCGGCAGCUUACUCACUACAAGACACCUCUACUCGCCAAGAGGUUACUCCGCUGGAAGUUCAUACGUCCACAUGUGGGGGCAAUAAGGGGAAGGAUAAUACACCCAAGAGAAGGGGUACUUUAAGCUAAGGUGAUUUUAAAAUCUACGAUACCACCAUCACAACAGAGUCAUUCACCCGUCGGUCAUCGUCGCAUCAACACCUUUGUUUUAUUAUUAUUAUUAUUAUUUUUUUUUUUUUUUUCAUUAUUUUCCCACAAUUAUUAAUUUCCAUAUUAAACUUUUAUUUUUCAAUCAUCUUGAAUUGAGUCAACACUUAGUGCUUGUGAUUGUGUUUAGUUUUAAUUUAUAAAUUAUUUUUACCUCCAAAAAAAUAAAGACUAUUUUGAAUUUUUAAUUAUUGAAGCUAAGCAAUGACUAUUAUUUUAAAAUAAAUUAUUUUUGGAUUUUUGAAUUUUGGUGAGUGAAGUGAAAAAAAAAAAAGUGGUUUUGAUUCCUUAAUGUCGGUUUUAAUCGUCAAUUAAAAAAAGCCUGAGGAUAUCGUGUGACGUGUAAAAUUAAUAAUCAAAGAUGAACCAGCAGUGCAAAGUGUGCGGGGAACCGGCCGCAGGAUUUCAUUUUGGAGCGUUCACUUGCGAGGGCUGCAAGUCAUUUUUCGGACGAUCUUACAACAAUUUGAGCAGCAUAUCCGAGUGCAAAAACGGCGGAGAGUGUGUGAUCAACAAAAAAAAUCGCACGGCCUGCAAAGCAUGUCGUUUACGAAAAUGCCUUUUGGUAGGAAUGUCAAAAUCUGGAUCACGGUACGGCCGUCGCUCUAAUUGGUUCAAAAUCCACUGUCUUCUGCAAGAGCAAGCUCAGCAGCAGCAGAACCAUCAUCAGCAGCAGCAAAAUCUCCCAAGCAGACCUGCGGCCCAAAACCCUAGCCUUCAGGGAUUGCAGUCGCGCAGCAAAGAGGAUUCGCUCAUGCUCGGAAUAGACGACUACAAGAACUCAACAUCUCCGUCAAUAAGUUCCCCAGAGUCUCACAACAGCGACAGCUCGAUCGAGGUAUCAGAGAGACGCGCAGCUUACGGUCUACACCCGGGGUUCAGGCCUCUGCAUCCACAUUUGGCCACCCCAGACCUCUCUAAUCUCGGCAAAGACAUGAUGGGACUACCUCUAGGCUUUCCCUUCGGCAGCAUGCCCAUGAUGCCUCCCUCAUUCUUACCUCCCUCAAUGUCAAUGAUUUCUCCCUAUCUAUACGCCUCAUACCCACACAAUCCUAGUCUCAUUUCCCAUUCCCUCAACCCUUCAAUUUCUCAAAACACGCCGCCAUCAAUUACCGACGAUUGUAGAAGCAAUAAUAAUAAUAAUAAUCGAUACGCAGCAAACCACAACGUAGUCGAGGAGUUACCAAACAAAAAAAGAGUUUACUUGGACGCCGUCCUCAAGAGCCAACUGUUGCCGGCUGCAAAAAAAGCUCGCGUAAGCUCGCCGAGAUUCGACGACAGCCUCGAACAAGAUUCCGACCGGUACGAGAGCAGUUCACCUGAUGACUGCUUGCCGCCACAAGACACGCCGAUUGACUUGUCAAUGAAGACAACCAGCGUGAUUGUCACCAGCGAGGACUCGGAUGACGAUAACCACGAGGAGGACGAUGUAGAUUUGGAAAGCGACCGCGGGAGUCCGGUUAUCAUCAGACGGCCAGCGCCGAUCGAUCUUACCACAAGGUCGUAAUUUAUACGUAUUUUUAUACGUAAUCAAUCAGAAAUAAUAAAUAAUAAAUGCCACCGUGUCCCAAAGCUAAUCUAAAGAUUAAGAUUAUUCUGAAGGAUAACAUUGUUAAAUGCUAAUCGAAUUUAUGACAUUUAAUUUACGGCUAAUAACGUAUUAAUAUAAUAAUAUCGAUGUUUUGUGAAACUGUCGGAUUAACUUUUUAUCUUCUAGUGACUUUGAUAUACCUUUUGUUGUCUAUAUUAUAUUUUAAAUUGACACGAGUUAACGAUUGGCCUGUCAUUGCUGAUUAAUUACCAAUAAAUUCAAAAAAUUUAUCAAAAAAAAAGUUCAACUAGAAGAGUUUUAAAUAAAAUUACUGGAGAUUAUUGAUCGUUUGGCAUCGCGUACAAAUCAAAAUUUUUUUAUUUUUUCUACGGUCAAUACUCUGGUAAAUUUUAAAGAAUUUAUUAUUUUCACGUUGUUGUAAAUAAUUGUAUUAAUUAUUUUAAAGGCCAGUAAUUAUUGCUAUUGUUGAAUUAUAAUAAGAAUUAUAGUUUAAAUUAUUAUUGUUUAUUUAAAUAAAUAAUACAAGUGCAAUCAUUUAAUUUAUAAAAUUUAUUGUACAACUUUGUACUGUGCAAUUAAAUUUAAGAAUUGAAAAAAAAAAAAUGUAAAUAUUUAAGAUAGAAAUUUAUGCUACUUUAUGUUUUUUUUUUAUUUUUAAUAAUUGAAAUGGGACCGAAGCCAGUAGUUUUAAUUAUUGUAAAUAAAUAUAUAUAUAUACAAGCAUAUAUAUGUAUAUUUAGGGUAAUAUAUUGAUUUAAAAAAUAUGUAAUGAUUAUUGUUACCUAGGUACUUUGUAAAAGUAAAAGAUAUUAAAAAAUAUAGUGAAAAAUUUGAAUUGUUUUUAUUUGUUUGCGGCAUUGAGACGGUAGUUUAGUGAAACGGGGCUGAAAAAUGAAUUUAGAGGAGGAUAAAAAUCCGAGGUUGCGUGUGAACUCAGUAAGAAAAGGUUACGGGCAUAAAUAGGCAAUAUAAUGAAGCUGGGAUAAAAGAUAGAGGUAGAGGUAGUGAGUUAUAAUGUACGGCGGCGGUCGAGGGGCAUGAAUAUUCAACGUACACGCAGUAUAAAUUCCUGCCCUCAUCUCUUCUUCUAUUCUAUUCUCGGUGUUGUGUUGUUCCUGCUCUAUCAUAACACACACUCGGAUAUUAUCUCGCGGAUUUUUAUUUCAUUUACAUGUGUAUGUUUGUAUUUAUAUUUAUAUUUAUGUAUUAUGUAUCGGGUAAAAAAUACGCGAUACGUGAGAAUAAAUUGCUUGAGUUUUAAAUAUCAAUUAGUCAGAAGACGAGACAAAGCUUAACGGUUUAAUAGACGAAUCCUUGUUAUUAUGCUACAGUAAUCAAUUUUAAUAGAUGCGCUCGUAAAGGUACUAAUUUUUUAAUAUUUUUUUUUGGUGAUGUUUAAUGGAUAAUUAGAGUUUGCAUUUAACUAUCGAGAGGUCCGCCGUAUGCCAGAUGUCUUAUAAAUAUAUUAAUUUUA